Molecule: messenger RNA, 4727 nt
Organism: Hymenoscyphus albidus
Lineage: Eukaryota; Fungi; Ascomycota; Leotiomycetes; Helotiales; Helotiaceae
Source: the annotation of a GenBank genome assembly
CAGGAAUUCCGCUUUCUAAUCGGGAUAUCGUGAGGCUUCAUAUCCAAAUUUCUCCUCCCACUCCCACUCCCACUCCCACUCCCACUCACUAUCGCCGCCAAUGACCGGGCAGUCCAAUUCUGGAGCUAUCUUGAGUCUUGCCUACAAGCUACAAUCUACACCCAAUGGACUGCGCCCCCCGCGACUUCUUUUUCUGAUCCAAACUAUCUCGAGUGCUCCUUCUCUCUCCGAACUCUCGCGUUGCCUUGAAUUGAUAUCCAGUCUGGACCCCGCUUGUCUUCAUCACCUACUUCGUACAUCCAUCUGCAUCCAACUCAGACCCCCAGCUAGCCAGCCCCAGCGUCGCAUUGCACAUCUCCAUCCCCAUCGCACAUCUCAGCCCAACUUGACCUCAAACCAACCCAACCCAACCCCGACGCGGGUCCACCACAAUCCUGGAAGUUGAUAGCCCAACCGCAUCAUAUCCAUACAUCCAUAUCAUACCUGGUUACUUAGCAAGGCAGCAGCACUGGCUGACAGCGUCAACUUUCUUACCACGCUCGAAGCGCACAUCCGCCCACAUCCCAUCGCGGCUUCACGAAGCUUACGCACCUUGUACCACGAUACCCAUUUGCGGUGCCUGUACCCACCGCCGCACUUCUGCGCACAAUCCAAACGCCUACGUCGUGCCAAAGGCGGCGCACCGAGCAGGCGUACGGCCCAAUGAAGCAAGACUUUCCACCUCAAGCGCCAAUUCGUUGACCGCGAGAGAGCGACCGCGCAAGAGAGGAGCCGUGAGCCCCGCGAGAGCCGCAAUCGAAAACAAAAUCCGGGGUAAACCGAGGCGCGAUACUCCGUACUCCUCCGUACCUGCGAUUCACCCUACCUGACCCUACGCUACCUCAAACGCCGUCGCCGAUUUCCUCGAAGAGUGGAGGGCACGGAAAAUUCCAUACCUGGACCGAUCUCCAGACGAACGCCUCAUCAAACAAGCUGGACGACGACGGGGCGCAGACAGGUAGGAUAGCAUACAGAGGGGAGCAUGACUUCCAAUUCGCGCCCCUCUCCUCGGACUUCCAAUAGCGGUGCUGGUCCUCCUGCCAAACGAGCCCGAGUCUCAUCGCCCGAUCAAUCGGUACCGGUGGCCGAGAGUCCGCGCACUACGGAGGAGGGUGAUUUACCUAGUCAGCCAUUGCCGGAGAAGACGGGGAGUAAGGCAGGACAAUCGAGUAGCUUUCGCAAUGUGAGUGCUUGCAAUCGUUGUAGAUUGAGGAAGAAUCGGUGUGACCAGCGAUUGCCGAGUUGUGCAAGCUGUGAAAAGGCGAAUGUGAAAUGCGUGGGCUAUGAUCCAAUUACCAAGAGAGAAAUACCAAGGAGGUGAGUUUCGCAUAAUCUUUUUGCUGAUUAGGAAGGAUCAAGUUACCGACACUCGCUAUGCGGUAGGGCCGAAGUCAUGUUUUGUUAACCUGUAAUCGCAACAGUUACGUCUUUUAUCUCGAAUCCCGAGUGGCCCAUUUGGAAAAAGUCCUAGAAGACAAUGGCAUACCAUUUGCGCCAGCAGAUGUUCUCGAGCAUGCGUCUCGACCAGGCGCAGAUCCAAACCUCAUUCAGACCCCAAGCGAUGAUGGAAGACAGUCCUACAUAGGAAGCGAGAUAGCUUCAAGCUCCCACAAGAAUAACCCCAUGUCCCAUUUAGGAAAUGUGUCAAUGCAAGGUGCUUCGGACUCACGUCAUUUGGGCUCUGCAACGGGCAUAUCAUUUGCGCGCGUGGUUUUUGCUGCUGUGAAAUCUUCGGUAUCUGGAUCCACGAGUGAUAAGAGUGGUGUGAGACCUUCCAGACCUCCCAUUUCAAGCAAGGCCGCUGGACCUGGAACUGGAGGAACUUCGAUGAGAGAGUCAUUUUUCGGGCUCCACACGAAACCUAUGAUGAAACAAGCACCGUUGCCAUCGAAAGAACUGGGAGGUCGGCUCGUGAAUUUCUACUUCGAACAUGCAAAUCCUCAAAUCCCAAUUUUACAUCGUGGUGAAUUCAUGAAAAUGUUUGAGCUAGCGUAUGCAGAAGGAGAUGCGAGAGUUCGGACGGCGAGGGAAUUAUUCAUGCUGAAUAUCGUCUUUGCGAUUGGCGCGGGCAUCUUCCUUGGAGAUUCGUCUGAUCGCGAGCAGAAAGAUGGAACGGACGAGGGGAAAGACCCAACCAUCGGCCAACAAUAUCAACCUGAAGAAUACCACGCCUCGGCCAUUAUUCAUCUGGAACCUUGUCUGGAUAGACCGGAGGGUUUUGGUAGUGGACUUGACGAGUUGCAAUAUGUCUUACUCUUAGCAGGCUUUGCUCUUUUGAGACCAGUGGCUCCUGGUUUGUGGUAUAUCAUUGGAGUUGCGGUUCGCUUGGCUGUAGAUCUUGGCCUUCAUCAUGAGGAUGGUAACGGUGUUGAUGUUGGCCUGGAAGAUCCAUUGCAAGAUGUCCCUGAAACCGAUCUCGCUCGACAACAAAAACUACGAACUAUUUUUCGAGAAAAGGGGCGGCGGGAGUGGAUUCGAGACUUUCGUCGCCGCCUAUGGUGGUGCGCCUACUCAUUCGAUCGACUGGUAUCAACCUGCGUGGGACGACCAUUUGGUAUAUCAGAUCAAGUCAUUACAACAGAAUUUCCUUCCUUAUUAGAUGAUAAAUACAUUACGCCAGCCGGAUUCCAGCAACCACUUGGAGUAGAGAAUGAACCUUCUUACAAACAUGCCGCUUACCAUUACUUUCGAUUAAGAUUACUGCAAUCGGAGAUUUUGCAGGUCUUACAACAUCAGCAAGCACAACAGGCUCGAGCGGGCGGCGCAAAUCAACGAAAUCCAUACAUGCACACCGCAUUACCUUCACCAUUUCUGGCAAAGUUCGGUACUUUCAGAUCAUGGCGUAUCGAUAUCGAUAAGCGACUCUGGGAAUGGAAAGAAUCCGCACCAACCAAACAGGAGACUGGGGUUGCGUUUUCAAUUGAAUUUUUAGAAUUAAACUACUGGCAAUGCGUCAUCAUGCUUUACCGACAAAGCUUGAGUGUACCUCAAAUAUUCGAAGGUGAAUUCAAUACCAGUAACGAGGUCGAUAGUCCUAAUAUUCAUAAUGUUGAAUUGCGGGAGGAUGAGGAGCGGGUGUUUGUCAAGGUUGCGGAGGCUGGUCAGAGAGUCUUGAGGUUGUAUCGAAAGUUGCAUCGUGUACAUCUCGUCAAUUACACCUUCUUGGCGACGCAUCACUUGUUCAUGGCUGGUAUAUCAUUUCUCUAUGCAAUUUGGCAUUCUCCGAUUGUGAGAAGCCGAUUGGUAAGUCAUCACUGGCAUGAUCUUGAAACAUAGCUAACAUUGGUAGACAUUGGAUGAAGUCGAUUUCACCAUUCUAGCCGCAACUUCCGUCCUGGGUGAUCUGAUCGAAAAAUGCCCUCCCGCGGAAGCAUGCCGUGAUGCAUUUGACCGGAUGUCAAAAGCUACAGUAAACAUGUGCAUGUCAACCACAGGGUUCAGUUCUUCCGUGGGAGGCAUUAAUUCCGGUCGCUAUUCUUCUAACCAUCGAUCCUCCAAUCACAACCGUCAAGACUCUACCGAAUUUAAUAACAACCGUCGACCAUCUCGCCCUCGACCGAAAUCGCAAUUCGAUAUGGGUCUCAAUGAUCUUCUUGGUCCUACAACGCCUACGUAUCCUAGUAUCGAAACGGAGUUUGAGAUGGGCGGUUCGUUUAGGGGGUCAGGACAGAGUGCUGGCGCAGUCCAUUCCUCGCCGCCCGAGUACGUGGUCUCACCUACGAUCUCCAAUGUUGAUGCUUCAGUCAUUGAUCCCAGUCUCCUUCCCUCACCAAGCGCUCCACCUACUUCUGCCUUUCCACCGAAUUCCUUCCCUCCCCUGACUACAACCGCUCCAAAUCCAUAUCCUCCUCAACAAGUAAUGGAUUUCUCGUUUGCUAAUGCACCUGGUAUGGAUUUUCUGAAUGAUGGUGCGGCGACCGUGGGUAAUGGCAAUAAUGGCUGGUCGGAAAUGGGGGCUGCGGGUGGUGGUGUGGUUGAUGGGGGUUGGAAUGGAGAUUUGGGAUUGGGACUUGGUUGGGAGGGUGCAGAUCAUGAUUUUAGUGAGGGGGGAAAUGGGGGAGUCGAUCUGUUUGAUGGGUUCUUCUUUGGUGGAACUGGGGGAUUUUAGAACUCGAAAGUCGAAAGGGUGGCGUACAUUGAAGAGCGGAUGGAUAGAUGGAUGGGGUGGAUGAUGGGAUUUUGUGUGUGCUUCUGCUCGUAACUUAUCCUUGGGUGUUCUUCGUUCGUUUUUGCCUUUUAGCACCUUGAUGAUCUGAUGGCUUCUUUCGGCGUUUUCUUCUUCUGGGUUCGCGGGUUCGGGUCUGGGAAAAGCGCGUCAUUGUUUUCACUUUUUUUCUUAUGUGGGGAGGGGAUUCGUUUUUCUUUAUUUGUUUAUGGAUGGAUAGAUGGAUGGAAGCACGCAUCGAUGCAGCUUUGUUAUUUGAUGAGGGGACUUGGGGUGUGGAGGCGGGUUGAGGAUGGAUAUGGGCUGAUGAUGUUUGUUAUGGGCUCAAGGGGACUAGGGUUUAGGUGAUGGGAUGGGAUAGGGAGUAGGUGAUACGGCCAUGGGAUUAUCAAUUAGGUGAUGGGUGAUGGGUGAUGGGUGAUGGGUGGACGUACGUGGAACAUGAUUACAGAUAUGAUAUAGUACACUGUACAUAGUGGACAGAGAAGAGCAGAACAGAGCAGAGCAGAGUGAGAAUACAGAG